GAUAUAAUCAUAUAAGUAACUAAAAUGUGUGCAGAAGGUAGUAAACCGUUGAGACGCUAUUGAAAUGAUGCAGAAAAUUUGCAUUCUUUUCUCAUUUUUACCAAUAUGUAACUUUUAUCCUCAACUUCUUUAUCAUAUCUCACUGUCUUAAAUAUAUUCUAUAAAAUUCUUGAAAAUGUUAACCCAAACUAUUGGCGAGUAGCUUUAAUACAUAUUUUCCGUGUACCAUUAUUCUUUGAAAAAGAAACAAAAACAAACAAACAAGAAAAAAAACCCGAUCUGUUUAUUGCAUUAUGUGCAUUAUUUCAGUAUGAAGCAAGUAAGUCAACGUAAUAUACUACGGACCACACUACACAACAUGAGAACAGCACUUUGGUGGAUAUGUGUCAUUAUUUUCGUUUCAAGCUGUUUGUCGUCUGCAGAAAGUGUGAUUGGCAUGGACAUAAAAACUGCGACAUUUCAAAUGUUGCAUGAACACCCGAAAUUAAAGAAGUGCACAGAAACUAUCCUGCAAAAGCACGAGUAUGUUGGUUGUCGUGUAUCUAUGCAGACAGGCCAGUGCGAAGGCUUAGACCACAACUGGGGAUUGCAUCCAACAUUAGAACAAGGAUAUGCAUAUGCGAAGAAGAUGUAUGUUCAACAAAAUUUCUACCCACCGCUUGAGAUUAAAGAAGAAAAUAAUCCCAUUUCGAGGAUUCCCGUUGUGCUAAAUGCCGGAGCACGAAUAGAUAUACAUAUUUCACUUGAGAAACAUCCUGAUCCGAAAAGUGACCCUAUCCCAGAGUUACUUGUUCUAAAAUUAAUGAGAGUGAACGCUAAAGUGCGGAGUCCUUCACUGGCGGAAAGCAGAAAUCUUGUUCUAAGGUUUCUCGGUGGUACAAAGUUAGAGCUUGAUGAAGUGUCUGGAAAGAUUUGGUCAGAAGAAACAGAAAAACUGAGAUCACUGGAAAUCAUUAAGAUUUCUCUCCUAGUUCAGGCUGACUCAGCUGCUGUGCUCGUUGGUGACGAAGUGAUAGGAAUGAUGAAACUUGUUAAUCACCCUCGCAACAUGAGCUGGCUCGAUCUUAAAAAAUGUGUAUGGUGCCCCCAUCAAUAUGUAGCAACAUUUAUUCACAGAGUCGAGUUCACAGGAAAAUAGUCUUUGACUAUAGCAGAACAUUAUUAUUACAUACAUUAUUAUUAACAAUGUACUACUUUUGCGUCUUGGUGAUUUUAAUAUUAUGAUUAUUGGUCUGUAUUUUUAAAUGCUCUAUUGUAGCCUGUAUGAACCAGUUAUUAGUGAUGUUUACAACGAGAACUUUUCCGAUAAGAACUUUCAUUUAAGCUAUUGUGCGUGUUACAUGCUCUGUGAGCAAAAUCCAAUCAAUUUUGUAUCUAACAGGUUCUUUAGUUUGCAUUCCAUGAACAAACUCAGUCGAACCAAGUCUGCUAUUAUUUUGCUUGAUUCAGUUCUAUGCUUCCAAAGAAGCUUCUUAUAGAAUUUAUAUUGUUUUAACUAUCACAACAGAAAUCUUUUAUGUACCGUGCCGCGGCUGCAAAAAGUUUCCCCGUACUUGGAUUUAGUGCUGUUCUAUAUUUGCUCAAGUGAGUUUUUAUGAUCGCUCGAUGUCCGGCGUCCAUCGUCUGUCUGUCAACAUUUAGCUUGUGUAUGCGAUAGAGGCUUUAUUUUUCAACUGAUCUUCAUAAAAUUUUGUCAGAAUGAUAACCUUGAUAAAAUCUAGACCAAGUUCAAAAAUGGGUCAUCUGGAAUAAAAAAACUAGGUCAUUAGGACAAAUCAAAGAAAAACUUUGUGUAUGCAUUUUUGGCUGUAUUUCUUAACUGACUUUUGUGAAAUUUUAUCAGAAUUAUUAGCUUGAUAAAGUUUGGGCAAAUUUUAAAAAUGGGUCAUCUUGGGUCAAAAAUAUGUCACUAAGUCAAAUGGAAAAAAAAAAACAUGUCUAUGCGAUAGAAGCUGUAUUUUUUUUCAAUUUUGGUCAGGAUUAUUGCCUUGAUAAAAUCUAGGCCACGUUUGAAUAUUGGUCAUCUGCGAUCAAAAGCUAGGUCAUAUCAAAGAAAAAACUUGUGUAUGCAAUAGGGACUGCAUUUUACACCAGAUCCUUAUGAAAUUUGAUCUCAAUGUUGAUCUUGAUAAAAUCUAGGUCAAGUUUGAAGUUUGGUUAUCUGUGGUCACCCAGUCAAGUUAAAGAAAAAGUUUGUGUACACAAAAGGGGCUGCAGUUUAAAUUGGAUAUUCAUAAAAUUUAGUUAGAAUAAUUGCCUUGAUGAAAUUCAGGAGAAUUUUGAAUAUGCGUUAUCUGGGGUUAAAAACUAGGUCACUGGGUCAAAUCAAAGAAAACGAUUGUGUAUGCGAUAUUGGCUGUAUUUUUCAACUGAUCUUUAUGAACAUUUUGUCAAAAUGAGUACCCUCAUGUAAUCUAGGCAAAGUUUGAAAAUGUGUCAUCUAGAGUCAAACACUAGGUCACUAGGGCAAAUCAUAGAAAAACCUUCUGUUUGUGAUAGAGGUUGUAUUAUUCAAUUUAUCUGCAUGAAUUUGAGAUAGAGUAAUUGCCUUGAUAAAAUCUAGGUCACGUUCGAAUAUAGGUCAUCUGGCGUCAAAAACCAGGACACUAUGUCAAAUUAAAGAAAAACAUUGUGUAUGCAUUAAAGGCUGCAUUUUACAUCGGAUCUUCUUGAAAUUUGAUCAGAAUGUGUGUGUAAAUAAAAUUAUGGUCGAGUUUGAAUAUGGGUCAUCUGGGGUAAGAAAACUAGGUCACUCGGUCAAUUAAAGAAAAACCUUGUGUAUGCAAUAUAGGCUGCAUUUUACACUGGAUAUUCAAAAGAUUUAGACCGGAUGAUGGACUGGAUAAAAUCUACCCCAAAUUCAAAUAUGGUCAUCUGGGGAAACAUCUUUACUCUGUUAUGAUGUGUUUCUCAGGUGAGCGGCCUAGGGCCAUCUUGGCCCUCUUGUUUCGUCGUUUAGGAUCAUAGAGUCCAUGCAAUGAGGGCGGAUGAGAGAUGUUGCAAAUUUCAUUACCUUCCAUUAACAGAGUCAGUCAAGCCGAAUCUGUUAUCAGAUUUAGGUUGCGUCCCUACUUCCAAAGGAUUUAUUAAAUUUGGUCAUGGGCUGCUUUCUUUCGAAAUAUCAUGAUCAACAUUACAAACAUUUUAUAUUCGUCUUUAUUGUAGUAUAUUAUAUUAAGUGAUUUUACGGAUUACGUCAUAAAUGCUAAUAUAGAUAUAAAUCAUGAUUAAAUAAAAGGGGUAGAAAGAAAAUGGGUAGUAAUUUUCGGCGACCGGUAAAUCUAGUACAUUUUUGUUUUUUUGUUAAAAAAGAGAAGAAAAUCAAGAAAAGACCAUUUCAUUCUUAAUUUUAAAGAGAGAAAGAGAGAGAGAGAGAGAGAUAGUGUGUGUGUGUGUGUGUGUGUGUGUGUGUGUGUGUGUGUGUGUGUUUGUGUGUGUGUGGUAAUGCAUUAGACAAAUUACGACCAAGCGCCUAGCAAUACAAUCGAGCGUGCAUUUACAGUACCCAAUCUUCCAUCUCAUUAUGCGAUGUUUUACGUCGUGGGAGCGAAAAAAAAUCAUUAUAUAAAUUUUGUAUUCGCACUUUAUAGUUAUAUAAAUCUUUGACGUUGAAGUCGUUCUUUCUUAGUAAACGUUGGUAGACUUCAGUUAGUCUAUUAUAGGUAACUUGAUGUUUCAGCGGGAAAAAACUUACAUGUGAUAAAAAGAAUAUUACAUAGAUAGGUAACUUGAUGUUUCAGCGGGAAAAAAACUUACAUGUUAUAAAAAGAAUAUUACAUUUAUGUUUUUUCUAUACUGAAUUUAUCUAACGUGUUGAUUUAUUCAACUCAUUUAAUAAAUUCAGUAUGAAACGACACCCAUGUAAUACCCUAGAUAUAUUUCGUGCACAUGUUUGUAGCAGUUCAAAAGGAUGUUUAUUAGUAAAAAGUCAAGGUUAGUGUCAUUUUCAGUUUUGUAAGUGAAUAGCAAGUAGUACAACUGAAGUAUUAAAACCACUUAAAUAUAAGAAUAAAGUCAUUUUCUAUACAUAGUUAUAACAUUUUUACACUGAAAACAAAACGUUAAGUCAGUAAAAUACAUGUGAAUUUCCAAAGGAUUAAUUAAAAGCUGGAUCAAUGCCUGAAUACGGAACUAAAAGCUCGAAAUCUAAAAUGUGCUGAAUGAAUAGAACCGGGGAUUACAGUUCCGGACUAGUUGAAUAAUGGCAAUGAGAAACAAAUUCUCAUUUUUUAUGUUAUAGUGGCAUUUCCAUGUUUUAAACCAGUUCCUGUGUUUAUUUCCUUGUGGAUCUAUACUUGGCAUUUUGGUACUAUCCAACCAGAGAUAUCUGAUAGUGACGUCAUAUUGUGUUUACUUUUCAAUGUUUACCUUAUACUGUACUGGAUUAUUAUUAUGUUUCUUUCCCCAAAGCCUGCAUGGCUACGUAGCCUAGAGGAUAACGGCGCUGUCGUAGUAACCGAAAAAUACCGAGUUCGAAUCCGGUCGGCGGAACUUUUUUCCCGCACGAUAUAUUUUUUUCAACUAUAUAGUUAUCUUGAUUUUCUAGUGCAUCACGAAUUAUGCGUACAGAAUAAAUUGUGUAGAAAACGUUCGUUAUUUCACUCCACAUAAAAUGGCUAAAAUGGCUAUGAACACGUUUUUAACUGUAACGAGCCUUUGGAGAAUAACGAGAAAGCAAUAUCUAUUCUAAAACACAAUAGACGGACGGUGAGACAUGCUUAUGUUGCAUUAACAUUUUGUAAACUUCAUACUAUAAUAAAUGAUUGAUAAUUAAAAAAAUACUAACAAAAAAGCACAAAACAUAUGAAAACAACAUUUUUCCAAAUCAAGGAAGCAAAUGUAACUGGUCUUUCAAACAAUAUUUUUUUUUUGCUACAAAAAUACAUAAAAUAUACAUCGCCUACCACUGGUUUCGAACUUACAUCGCCUGCGUGACAAGUAGCCAACACAUCCACUGGGCUAUACCUUACAUAAGUUUCUCAUACGAUAAGGACAUAUUUCUAUCUAUUAUAGGUAUACAUCCGUUUGGGGAUAUACCGUGGUUAUUUAUAGUUUGUUGACAAAAUGACGUCACUGUCAAAAAUUGUCGGUGGAUUAGUACACAUGUAUUCUUAUCCACAUUUUAGCUGUUAGUUUGGAAGAUAUUGUUGACCUGUCAGACAAAAACUCUCUCUAAGAAGAUGCUUGAUCCCUACCUUUCUUGGUUUGUUUUUGUUUCAAUGUCAUUUCAGAAUCUGG
Molecule: messenger RNA, 5238 nt
Organism: Mercenaria mercenaria
Lineage: Eukaryota; Metazoa; Mollusca; Bivalvia; Venerida; Veneridae
Exons: 6
Coding region: 311-1138 (275 amino acids)
Source: RefSeq, a predicted model, not a curated record